AUGGUGGUCAUCAAGGCGUCAGUACAGAUUGGUGCACUACAGGACAGGGUGUGGGAUAUCGUGUCAGAUCUCGACCGCGAGCCGGAGUUCUGGAAGGGUACAAAAUCCGUCCGGAACAUCUCAAGGAAUGGCAACAGGGUUGUGCGGGAGGUUACAAUUGCGUUCAAGGACAAAAAAUGCAUGCAGGAGAUCACGCUCGAGCCAAGGAACAGGAUCGCCGUCGAGUUUACCGAAGGCAUAAUCCUAGGCUCCAAGUCCAUAGCACUGCGCGGAGGCGGUGACGGCACGACACUUGAGGCGCGGUGGGACAUCACGAUGUCUGGAAUGAUGGGCAUUUUUACCGGCAUGAUAAAAAAGCACAUCCGAAGCGGAACCGAGCAGGCGCUUUACGCAAUAAAGGAGAAGGCAGAGGGGUGA
Molecule: messenger RNA, 417 nt
Organism: Geodia barretti
Lineage: Eukaryota; Metazoa; Porifera; Demospongiae; Tetractinellida; Geodiidae
Source: the annotation of a GenBank genome assembly